This is a messenger RNA of Ixodes scapularis (black-legged tick), 1385 nucleotides long. Its product is annotated as SEC14-like protein 2. Bases 79 to 1227 code for a protein of 382 amino acids. The transcript has 12 exons. Gene Ontology annotation, cellular component: cytoplasm. NCBI's taxonomy places the organism in Eukaryota, Metazoa, Arthropoda, Arachnida, Ixodida, Ixodidae. The record is from RefSeq and is a predicted model, not a curated record.
UGUGACAUAGAAGAGGAAACUUUUUGCUUAUACUGGCUCUGUGACGUGCGGGCACCGGUUUUCGCACAGCACGCCACGAUGAGCGGCUAUCUGGAGGACCUGUCGGAAAGUCAACGGGCAGCUCUUGACCGGAUGCGGUCUGCCGUGGCGGACCUUCCCGGUGAGCGCACAGAUCAUUUCCUGCUGCGAUGGCUGCGAGCUCGAGACUUCGACGUGUCCAAGGCCGAAAAUAUGCUUCGACGGAACGUCGAGUGGAGGUCCGAACACAAGAUGGACAGCCUCGUGGAGGACUACCAAGAGUCCGAGCUGGUCCGGCGAUUCUUCCCUGGUGGCAUUUUGGAGUGCAGCCCCAAUGGGAACCCGGUCUUUCUGAUUCCUAUCGGCAACGUCGACAUCAGAGGAUUCCUGCAAAUCUAUCCUGCAGAGGAAGUCCGCCGCCACUGUGGAUACAUGCUCGAGAGCGGAGAACGCAUCAAGGAGCGCGUCUCCCUCACGAGGGAGCGACCGGUGGAGACCUUGUAUGUCGUCUUUGACUUCGAGAACUUCAGCCUACGACAACUGUACUCGUGGGAAGUCAUGACGUUGCUGACGGACCUCUUGCGGCUCUACGAGGACAAUUACCCCGAAACACUGGAGAAGUGCUUCGUCAUCAAUGCGCCGGGCUUCUUUCCGCUGCUGUGGAAGAUCGUUCGUCCCUUCUUGACGCAGAGGACGGUGGACAAGGUGCAUAUUUUCGGCAAGGACGGCUGGCGAGAGGUGUUGCGGGCCCACUUUCUCCCUGAGAAGCUACCGAAGCACUGGGGUGGUGACAUGCUGGGUCCGGACGGUGAUCCCCGCUGCACGGACAAGGUGUGCCCAGGUGGCGAGGUGCCGGCGGACUUAAAGAUCAGCGCGGACCUUUGCAGCCAGGUCAUCUUGAGUCGGGACUCUUGGAAGCUGUGCGUGCCCGUUCAACAGUCAGAGAGUCUGCUGCGCUGGAGCUUCCACGUGCAACGAGGGGAUCUGGCCUUUUGCUUGCGCUACCUGCCUCCUGAGGACGACGAAAAGCCAGAGGAAUCCGACAAGCCACUAACAAAACCUCAACGCCUCUCAGGGAAGCAGCAAGGCAGCUUCCUUUGCGAGAAACCGGGCACGUACGUGCUGGAGUUCGACAACUCCUUCAGCUGGCUGACCAGCAAAAGACUGGCGUACAGCGUGGAUGUGCAGCCUCCCGACCAGUCACACUGAGGGAACUCCGCCACCGCUCCACCAGGCGGCGCGCCGCUGCCUGAACACGCGACUACACACGAACGGCACCAAGAUCCUGGUUGUACCGGGGCUCGGUACUCAUAAAGGCGUCACUGGCAGCUUGAGAAAAGUUGCAGACUGUGACUUGUUAUGUUCAA